Molecule: messenger RNA, 2263 nt
Organism: Anneissia japonica
Lineage: Eukaryota; Metazoa; Echinodermata; Crinoidea; Comatulida; Comatulidae
Product: autophagy protein 5-like
Exons: 8
Coding region: 177-992 (271 amino acids)
Biological process (GO): cellular response to nitrogen starvation; C-terminal protein lipidation; nucleophagy
Cellular component (GO): Atg12-Atg5-Atg16 complex; phagophore assembly site membrane; cytoplasm
Source: RefSeq, a predicted model, not a curated record
AUAACAUUACAGUAGUAUACACAAGGCCACCGUGUGGAUAACCACUCCAAACAUACACACUGCAUCGCCAUUUUUCGCUUAUGAAAUCACGCCCUACAGACUGACGAAAGUCUGUACAAUAACUGUACACUACUGUUACAAAGGCCAUAAUUUACAUACUCAAGUUGUAUGAUACUAUGGCUGAUGACCGGGAAGUACUACGCGAGGUUUGGGAAGGAAGAAUUCCAGCAUGUUUUGAUUUGGCAUCUGAUGAAGUGACAUCUCCAGAAACACCAGAUCCAUUCUUUCUUCUUUUACCAAGGCUCAGUUAUCUAACGUUAGUUACCGAAAAAGUUCAGAAACAUUUUAAGAAGCAUACAGAAUCUGAAGAAACAGACGAGAUGUGGUUCGACUUUGAAGGCCAGCCGCUAAAAUGGCAUUAUCCAGUGGGUGUUUUAUAUGAUUUGGUAGCUUCAAGUUGUACUCUACCAUGGAAAUUAACUGUUCAUUUUAAGCAUUACCCCGAACAAGAAAUACUCCAUUGUCGAGACAAAGAAAUAAUAGAAGCACACUAUAUGUCCUGCGUUAAGGAGGCUGAUGUUCUUAAGCACAGGGGUAUAGUGAUUAACAACAUGCAGAGACGUGACCAUAAGCAACUAUGGAGUGGUCUACAAAAUGAUAAAUUUGAUCAAUUCUGGACAACAAAUCGUAAACUUAUGGAGCACCACAAUGAAGAACCCUUUAGAUAUGUACCUUUCAAAAUUUAUCAGCCAGACAAAAUGUAUUUACAACAGUUGUUCAAACCUUAUUCAGAGGAAGGGGAACCUCUGACCCUAGGUCACUUAUUAAAAGAGCUUUUACCUGAAAUAUUUCCUGAUCGAGAACCUGUUGAAGCUGUGAAAGUAUUAAUCCAAGGGACAGAACCCCCCUUUGAUACACCCAUCCAAUGGCUCAGCGAACACCUCAGUCACCCUGACAACUUUCUACAUAUUUGUAUAAUUAAAAGGACUUGAGAAUAAUAUACUGUGUCAGCAAUGUUAACCUUUAAACCACCUCUAACAGAAUUAAUUCAAAUAUAAUACAUUGGUCUAUGUAUUAUAUAUAACACUGUAAUUUAUCAUAAUCUUAAGGGUCUGGGUAUCAGUUUCGGUACCAUUUAUAAUAAUGAUAAACAUAUGGUACCAGUGUGGUAAUAUUUUUAAUACUGUAGUCCUGGUGCUAUGGGUUGUAGUUUGGAACACUAAUAGGAUAUUUCUAGAGGGUAAAUGUUUUGUACCUUUUAAGAUAAUUCCAGAGGUGUGGGUACCCUGUACAAGGCACCAAUAGUGAUCUUUCAAUUGCACGACGACGGUAGGACGUAGAACGUAAUGACGUCACUAAAAGUCGUUUACGCAUGAGAGAACGUUCAGUUUUCCUUGUCGCGUAGAUUCUAGGACAGAAUUUGGCCAGAUCUACGUAUGCAGAGAACGUAGGGCAACCAGUAGGACGGCUACACAUGAGUGAUUCCGUUCUAGCGUCGCAUCGUUGAACAAACUGAAAGCUCCUCAUUACCUGUUUGGUACCUUUUACAGUAGUAACAUCAGUGAGAGUACCAGUUUGGUGACCUCAUGGUAGUCCUAGAUGCAUGGGUACCAAUAGCAAUAGGGACUUUUUGGUGGACAGUGUAAACUUGUUGUAAAGUGUAGUCUUGUUACCCAAGAUACAUAUAGCUUUGCCAAAUUUUUACCUACUAAGUAAGCUAGGUACUAGGUACUAGUUUGGUAGCCUCAGGAUAGUCUGAGCGGAUACCUGCUUAGUACCCUUUAGGAUAGGGCUAGGCACUCCUGAAUCCUGCAGUCCCAACGGCAUCAAUAUCAAUUUGAUACCUUUUAGGAAAGCCUAAAUGCAAAUUUUUAGGAUGAAGUAAAAUUAUCCUGUUACUUUAGUUUCCUCUUCAGGGUUUUUAUUUAAUGGGAGGUUAUUGAUGAUGUUUUUGUGAUCUAUUUUAACAAUUAAAUGUGCAAUAAUCAGUAUUUUCAACUAAUGUAUACAUGAUUGUCAUUGAUAAUUAUUUUGAAUAUAAACAAACGUGUCUCUUCCAUUAGUGUAAAAAAAAUGAUGAAAUUACUUGGUUAUAUAUUUAGGCAUGUGGUUGUUUAUUCAGAAAUAUUGUUACAAUUUUUAAAUAUCUCAAAUGAGGUCAGGCUUUUUUAUACCUUGUUUCACGAUCACCAGAGGACGGUGGAAAAAAAAUAACAUUUUGUUUUCCUUAGUAAAUGAUUUUCUAAACAUCCAGAGGAGAAAA